Messenger RNA from Pelagomonas calceolata, 1622 nucleotides. The record is from the annotation of a GenBank genome assembly. NCBI's taxonomy places the organism in Eukaryota, Pelagophyceae, Pelagomonadales, Pelagomonadaceae.
GGCAGCUCUCUGUGCGCACGCGCCUGUGGACUGACAGCGACAACGUUAGGCAGAGCUGGGUAAAAACAGUGCAAUCCUACUCCGCGCGCUGCGGCAAACAGCUCUACAGCACAAGAGCCGGCGUCGGCGGAGCAGCCAUGAAGCAAUUCCAGCCGCUGGCUCCUUCCAGCACGAGACGCCCGCCGCUGCGGCCGCGGCAGUCGUCGGACGCCGGCACGAAGAAGUUCCGGCCGCUCGUCGCGCGGAGCUCGACGCCGCCGCGGCCGCCGGGCGCGCGCGUCGGCGCCGUCGCGGCGGUGACGUCCCGCUUCCUGACGGGCGGCGCGGUCGCGCGCGCGAAGUACCGCGCGCCGGUGCUGGCGCGAGCACCGGCGCCGGCGCCCGCGGCGCCACCGUCGCCCGAGACGCAAGAGCCGGACGCGCCACCACCCGCAACGACGCCCGCUACCGCCGCGGCGACCACGACGGCGCCGCCUGUAACCACGCCCGUCGUCGUCAUGCACAACGCGUGCGUCGAGCGGCACCUCGUGCCCGCCGGCCACCAGGAGCGGCCCGAGCGCACGGCGUCGGCGCGGCGCGUCGCGCAGAAUGUGGUGAGACGGCGCCCGGCCGCCGUCGGGGGCGCCUGGGCCGCCGGCGCGAGCGUGAGUGGCGGCGACGUCACCGAGGCGAUCCUGCGCGCGCACUCGGCGCGCUACUACGCGUCGCUCGAGGCGGCGACGGCGCGCGCGACCUCGCCGGACGCGCGCGUCGAGCUCACGCCGGCGGGCGACACCAUGGGCUGCGGCGACUCGCUGCUGGCCGCGCGCGCGGCCGUCGCUAUUAGCAUAGAGGCCGUACGCGCCGCGCGGCGGGUCCCGUGCGCCGCGUGUUUGGUAAGACCGCCGGGCCACCACGUCGCGCGCGACGGGAAGACGGCCGUCGCGCCGAGCCAGGGCUUCUGCCUGCUGAACUCCGUCGCCGUCGCGGCGCUCGAAGCAUCAGCCAACGGCUUCGCCAAGGUGGCGGUCGUGGACUUCGACGUGCACCACGGCAACGGCACCGAGGACAUCUUAAGUGGAGACGACCGCUUCUUCUUCGCGUCGGUCCACGCGUUUGGUGGGGGGACCUACCCCGGCACCGGCGGCGCGCGGACCAAGAGCGCGGCGAACGUGCUCAACGUGCCGCUCCCGCCUCCAAUAAAGAAGAGCGGCUUCCGGCGCGCCGUCGAGAAGAUUGCCAGGAGGGUCAAGGCCUUCGGCCCGGAUUUGUUGUUGCUGUCGGCGGGCUUCGACGGGCAUAGGGACGAUCUGGCGGACCUCGGGCGGUUGGACGAGGAGGAUUAUGGGAGGUGCACGAAGAUAUUGCUCGCGAGCUGCGGCUGCCCGUGCGUGUCGAUCCUCGAAGGGGGCUACGGCCGCGACUGCGAGGGCGACGACGGCGUCGCGCGCGAGCCGGGCGCGGGGCUCGCGGCGGCGAUCGACGACCAGCGCCUCCGGUCCUUCGACGCGUGCCUCGAGGCGCACCUCGACGCGUGCGCCGACCACUUCCACGGCGCUGGGGCGACGCCGCCGACGCCCCCGGAGCCGGCGUCGCCGCUGGCCGUGGUGCGGCGGCUGUCGGAGGAACUGGAAGAAGAGUAA